AAAUCAACUCCAAUCAACUACGAUGCCGAAUCUAGCUCAAAGCUCAACCCUUUUUUUUUUCAAUUCUCCUAGACCAAAUCGAUCAGAUUUUAAGGAUUAGUUUUUUUAUUCAUGUUGGUUUGAGUUUGAAUCGCGAAUCUAAGCUCAAAGUUGAAUCCUUUUUCUAAUUUCUCUAAGACCAAUCUGCUUUUCUUUGGUGUUGUUUCUAAAUGUUUGAUUUUGAUUCAUAAGCUUUAGACAUAGAGAGAUCUCACUGAAGGAGAAGAGAGUUAUAACAAGAUACAUGGAGGAACACCACUGCUGCUUUUACUCCAAGAUGCUCUCAAGAUUUAGCAGCAUCAGUUCCUUCAUGCUUAGUUUGGUGAUUGUUCUAGUGGUCCGUGUACUAUAUGUUAUGUACCACUGUGGCAAACCCUUUCCCAAAGGAGCUUCACGAUCGCUUACUACUCUUAUUGUUCUUGGUUCUGGGGGACACACGGCAGAGAUGUUGAGUCUCCUCUCUGUUUUGCGCAUGGACAGAUUCACCCCCAGGUUUUACAUCGCUGCAGCUACUGAUAACAUGAGUCUCCACAAAGCUCGUUCCUUUGAACACUCUCUAGCUGACAAGCCUGCUACUAAGGAAGCUUCCUUACAGUACACGCAAAUUUACCGGAGUAGAGAGGUUGGUCAGUCUUAUGUGACUUCUGUUUGGACUACCAUUCUUGCCACUGUUCACGCUCUCUGGCUAAUGAUCCGGAUCAGACCCCAAGUUAUUCUUUGUAAUGGUCCUGGGACAUGUAUUCCUCUCUGUGUGAUCGCUUUCUUGUUCAAGGUGGUGGGAAUCAGAUGGUCAUCGAUCUUUUAUGUUGAGAGUGUAGCAAGAGUUCAGAAGCUCUCGUUAAGUGGAUUGCUGCUUUACAAGUUAAGGAUAGCUGAUCAGUUCUUUGUUCAAUGGCCACAACUGCAAAAGAACUAUCCUCGGGCUCACUACGUUGGCUGCCUGAUGUAAGCUGAUUUUUGGGAACUAUCCUCACACAUAGAUUGUAUUACAAUAACUUAGACAAAGUUUACACCCUCUCUUAAUAUACAAUACUACUACUAGUCUUUGGUUGCUCUGAACAAAAGUAUCAGUUACUGAAGUUUUGUAAUCAGCUUGUUCUGAAGCUGUUGAGCUUACAAUGUGAUUUGGGUAGUUUUCUUGAAAACUAAACCACAGUAACUCACUAUUUUCUUUAAAA
Messenger RNA from Brassica rapa (field mustard), 1217 nucleotides. Its product is annotated as UDP-N-acetylglucosamine transferase subunit ALG14 homolog. Lineage: Eukaryota; Viridiplantae; Streptophyta; Magnoliopsida; Brassicales; Brassicaceae. Gene Ontology annotation, biological process: dolichol-linked oligosaccharide biosynthetic process. The record is from RefSeq and is a predicted model, not a curated record. Gene Ontology annotation, molecular function: N-acetylglucosaminyldiphosphodolichol N-acetylglucosaminyltransferase activity. Gene Ontology annotation, cellular component: UDP-N-acetylglucosamine transferase complex.